UGACAGCACACUUACAUUAUAUAGUUUUAUGGAAGUGAUUUAAUAAUUGAAAAUAAAAAUGGGUAAAAGAAAGUUCGAUAACGAAUCCAGCGAAGUGACGAAGAAGAAUAAAAGUCAUUCAGAGGAUAGUCAUUCAGAAAAAAAUGAUAAUAUGGAUGUCGAUACAGAACAACCUCAAAAUGAAGAGGGUUCUGAAAUUGUAACAAAAUCGGUGAAAUCUCUAGUGUUUGAUGUUAAACAUUUCAGAAAAGAACUAGCAGGAAAACAAGGACAAACGAUGGCCCUGACACAGUUCCUUCAAGUCUGUCUCAAUCCGGACUGUGAAGUAGAUUAUAUGAUGAAUUAUCUAAAGUCUGGAGGAAACUCGCAUGAGAUAUUAAGACAGAUUACACAAGACAAUAAAAAGAAUUUAACUCUGGCAACACCAGCUUUUCAUCUCUUUCACUUGAUCAUUCUCAAAGUGCAAUCUACACUUCCGCAUAUGAUAGCCAUUACAGAGGAAGCCUGUCGGUACUUUUUGAAUACAUUUAUUCCAACUAUUGAAAUUAUGAUAAGUGAAAAUUCAGGUCCACGUCAUAGAAAAAUUGUCUUAAAUUUACUAACAUCCAUGGUGACAUUAAACUCUGAAUUAGGUGUAGAAGUUCUUAAUCAAGUUCCUUUGACGCCUAAAAAUUUACAACAUGUAGUUGAGAAGCCAAAUUAUAAAGAGAAAGACAAUGUCAGAACGGCAUUUGUACAUUUUAUGACAUCAUUUCUUGUUGAUGGUCAUUUACCUUUAAUAAAAGCAUUGCUUGAAAAACAAGGAUUACUGUCACUUGUUAUUCCCGGAUUGGUUCAAGAUGAGGCAGAUGCUGUACUGAUGUUCCUAAAUAUAUUAAAAAAGAAUGUUAUUGACAAUACUUUCAUUUCCAAAACAUUAAAAUUAAAAACAUUCAGUCAUCAAGUUUUACAUAAUUUGUUCAGAAUGUUUACAUGGAAAGGUCCUCCAGAAUCGAGUAAUGAACACAAAGAUGAGUCACGAAAUGAGAUAAUGAGGUUAUUGUCUGAUAUUAUACUGACAUUGUUUACAUCCCACAAGCUCGGAAUUUAUUUCAUUGAUCCAACAUUGGGCACCAGUGAUGCUAAUAAAAAUCAAAAUCUGUACAAGGCUUUGCAAUCAUUAAAAAGACCUUGGGAAAAUGAGUUUCAAUGUGAGGCUCUACUUCAGAUUGUUUACAAGUGUCCUGAUCUUCAUAGAGCAUUGAUUAAUGUUAUAGAGCCCAGUUUCCAGCCACAGCAUUCACCUCUUUGGGAGAAAACUACAGACUUCAUUUUAAAACUUCUGGAAAAACUGAAACCUGAAGAAAUGAUGACGAGAUUAAACAAUCUCAACCCUCAUCAGACUGCAAAUUUUGUGAGGUUCGUGACAAUGCCUGUACCAUUAUUGAAAUUAAUAAACACAGGCAUAGGAAAGGAUCAGACUAUUUCGUUUUACUGCAUUAAAGUACUUGUAAAAAUGUUGCAAACAUUAAAAAGGUACAUACAAAUUCUCGAAUUGGAUGACUCAAAUGUUAAGAUUAUAGAAUUAAAAAACAAACUAGAAAAUUUUCUACCUAAACACAUGCCAGCACCAAAUGUAAUAGUUUCGUUGAUUAACGAUAUUAUUGAUGACAAAGUAAGUGUAGAAACAACACAAGAUUACAAACUACCAUCACAAAAUAAAGCAGAUUCAUUGCUAUCUUUAAUAGAACUGCUGUUGCUUUAUAAUCAUCUGUACCCAGCCUCCAUUGAGACUAUUGAAGGCACUAUUAAUAUGAAAAAGAUUUUACAAAUUUCAACUACUCUUUCAACUGGUCAUAUAUCACUUUUGAAAUUUAAAAUAGUUUCUCUAUGGCUCACAUUAGACAGCUCGGUGUUAACACUUCAAAAUUCAAUGUUUAAAGAUUUAUUUUUAAUAAUGUUGGAUGUUUUUACGAAUGAUGAAGAUGACACAUGGAUGGAAGCUAAAGAUACCUUAUACAUGUUCUUUAAAAAUACUGAAAUAUUCGAAGCCGAUGAAGAUGAGAUACAUUUAAUUCUUUACACACUAAAAAACAGCAAAGUAAAUCCUAUAUCAUUGAUAGGAGAUAUAAUUGAAUAUGUACUAAAAAAUAGGAAUGAAUUAUCUGAAUAUAUAAAAAAUCAAAUGGUUAACUUUGAAAUCUCAGACGAAAAUAGCAUGACGAAUUUAGAUAAAUUAUUUAAUGAUUUAAUGCACGGUAAAAUGAUCGAGGACAGUUUUUUCUUAGAGAAUAAAAUGCCUUCAGCGUUCAUUGUAGGAUGCAUACAAUAUAUACAAAACAACAAAGAUACUAAAAACCAAUUAAAAUCGUUUAUAUGUCUGUACAUAGUUAAUUUGUUACACAGUAACUAUUCACCUGAGCUUACAGAAGUUCUAAUGAGCGACUCUAAGUUAGAUAUCAGAACUUACAUAGCUGAAUGGACGUUUAGACCGGUUUGUUUUCCUGAAACGAAAAGCAGUGAUGUUACAUUAAUAAAUAUAUCAAAAUCGAUAAUUGGAAACGAAGAUAUACCUUUGACGAAUAUAUUUCGUUCGUUAAUAGAAUCAGCAGAUGAAAUUGAUUUGACUAUAAUGGGUGUUACCUAUAAAAUAGACGUCACAAAACAGAUUAAUAGUUCAGAUUUAUACAUAUGGGCUAAAUACCUUAUGUUUUGUGUGGUUAGAUUGACACAUAUGGAUAACUUUACAUCAGAACAGCAAAAGAAGAUCUUGAAUUAUUUCGAAAUUAUUAUUUCACUAGGAAAACGACACCUCAUGUUGAAUGUUUGUAGGAGCAUUAUUUUGAAUAUGUUCAAGAAUGCACACUUUCUCAAAAUAUUCCAACCAAUAGACUUAAACAAGAACUCAUCAAGUAUUUUGGCUACUGAACUAUUAGUCAAUAUAAUAGAAAAGAAUAAUGAUCUAAUAAAUUAUCUCAAUAGAAAACAUUUUAUUUUGAAGUCAUAUCAACAAAAAACCUAUAAUGAAAUUGUAAAAUGUUUCAUUAAAAUUAAGAAAAGGAAAACGGUUAACAGUGGCCUAACUAUAAGAGUUCUAGAAACCGUGGGCUUGUCUAAAGAUGAUGAUUUAAAAGUUUUUGAGAGUAUAUUUUCUGCUGAUACAGAAGUUUGCUUUAAGGAAGACAAAGAACCAAGUCUACUACUUGAAUUGCUGUGUGUAUUGAUAAAUAAAUAUUCCAAUUCAAUUUCUUUAGAAUUAUCGAAUGAUGUUUUGACGAAAUGUAUGGAUUUAUAUGGAAAAUUGUUGGCCAUAAAAGAGAUUAUACCAAAUUUAACUUGUUUGGAAGAGUCUUUAGUUAAAUAUUUCGAAAAUAAACCACAUCAAGCUCAAAGUGUAAAUGAUGAACAUUUUAAGAAGUUCUUUUACGCAAAUUCAAUUAGAAAAACGACGUCGUUAUUGGGUUAUACGAUUCUGAAAUUUAACAACAAAUUUUGUGACAUUUUUAAAGAAGAAAUUAAUAGAACCGAAAUACUCAGCCAAAGGGAAAUAACUUUACCAUUAGGUAAUGCCAUAAUAGAUCAUAAUCAGUAUCUAUCAGAGAACAAAGAGAUUCUUACUAUGAUUUAUAAUGAAUAUAAAUCAAAUAUAAACAAGUUCUUAGAGAAACCACAUAAAGCUGGUCAAGUAUAUUUAAAUUCGUGGAAGUUUAUAAGAAAACUGCUAGUUGAAUGUAUGGAUUUAAAUGAUUGCCAGAAAUUAUUUUCUAAAAUCCAAAAGUUUGAAGUAGUUGAACUAAGUCAUGUCCACUUAAUGCAGACCGUGUUUUUAAAAUUAUGCCUCUCGAAAGAUGGAUACAAAAAGGAAUAUUUGAUUAAUUACUUUUUAUCCAUAUUAAAUACGACCACAUUAGCGAUAAAAGAUAAUAAAGAUACAUAUGUUUUAAAUGAUUUAGUGUCGAGUGUAGGUCAUGUGAUACAAAUAUGUAAAACAAAUGAAAAUUUCCAAGUGGACCAGAAAGAAGAUUUCAAAAAGUUGACAGAGAGUGGAAUUUGGCAAAAUUUCUGUAAAGCAGUGCUUAAAGAUUCUCUUAAAAUAAGAACAGCCGUGCAAGAGAACAUAACCGGACCGAAACUUCUAUCGUUACUAUCAUCCCUUGUGAAAUUGUUUUAUCCAAUUGACCAUGAAGAUAUAGUGACACUUUUCGACAUGGUGACGUCACAUUCGGAAUUUUUAAAUGUCAUGUUAAGUUAUCAUAGUCCGGACAUAAAGUCGCGUCUCUUAGAAUUUUUGUACGUACUUAUAUCUACAAAUAAGUCAGUUAUGAAAACUCCACAAAUACCUGUAUAUUUGAGCGCAUACCACGCCACACGGAAUCCGUGUGACAGAUUGAUUUUAACUAUACUAAAGUUUUACGAAAGUAAUGAUUUGCCUGUUAAUGAAUAUAAGCCAUAUCUUUGGGGAGAUUCAGCAGCAAACCAUUAUGCUGUCAGAAAAAACAGAACGUCAACAUUAUGGAGUCAUCCAACACCCAACCAAGUUAUAAAUUUACUGGAUAAAGAUACAAUUGAAAAGACGGUAAGACUCUUCCCUGUUAACCAAAAAUUGGAAUAUAAUUACGAGCUACCUUACCGAAACUCAAACAGCUUAAUAAAGGGCUAUCUAGACGGAGCUUUACGUGAUGUUAAGUCUAAAUCAAAUGCUAAAGAUACGGAAGAGGCUGUCAAGAAUUUACUGUUAAAAGAUGACUAUAACAAACUUUUAGCUGAAGCACAAACCGACGUCGUUUCAAUAUCACACGAAGAAAACAAUGAAAUGAUAUAUGAUCCUUCAUUCUUGUUUCCUCUUCUAAGUCAUCUCUUGGCUCCAGGAUCUGUCGCUUCAUGUUUUAAGCUGUUAAGAACAGGUCUUCUGUCUGUACCUGUGAUGGGAUUUAGUUCACAAUGCCCCCUGAUGCGCGCGGCGGCUUAUCACGUUCUUCACAGGUUCUGUUUGCUGCUAGAAACUGAAACGCGACACAAAAACGACAAACUUCUACUCGUGGAUUUUAUUACAACAUUGCGUCAAAGUUUAUCUACCGCGAUCAAAGAUGCAGCAACCGAGGGAGAAUUGAAGGAUAUUAAAAAUCCAAAACUACCUGCGAUAGGUGCUUUAUACUUAGCUAAGGCUCUCUUAGUUGUCACCUCACCAUCCGAACCUCUUUACAAACCAGUUAACAAUUUCUUAAUCGCAAAACAAUUUGUUGAUCUCACUGUAGUUCCAGAUUUUCUUAGCCUCUUUCAUGAUAGUAAUGUAGAAGCGAUGGAGAGAAGAAAUUGGAUUCUUGAUGUUAUAAGAGACGGGACAAAAUCUAUGAUAGAUGUCAACGUAGUGUUUAAAACGAUGUGUCUUAAAAUGAUAAUGGAUUUCUAUAACACAGUUAUGGCAGACAGGAAAACGAAGGUGAAAAUUUUAGCCGCGCUGAAUUCUAUUGUUUCGAUACCUAGGGCUUUCGAAAUUUUGGUCGAGGGUUACGGGUUCAUGUCGUGGCUGCAUUAUGUGGUUCGUAAUAUUAGAAAAGAGGAUAAAACUAUUGUGAAAGAGAUGUUCGCUCUGAUCGGGAAUAUGAUUUAUAGUUUAGGUAUGAAUCUUUUUGUUAAAUAUUGUGCAAAGUUUGGUGUUAAUAGCAGUGUUGAGAAUAUAUAUGAUUUUAAAAUUAAAAGCGACGUGGAAUACGAGAUUUUAAGUAUUUUAUACGAUAUGCUACCUCACACUGAUUUGUUAGAAUACGACGAUGUAGUUUCUUAUAUCAAACUAUACAACUCAAUUACGAAAAGGUCGAUCAAGUUUAUAACGAAAAAGCAAAUAGCUAAUGUUGUGAUGAAAUGUAGCGAACGUUGUAAAAGUUCUGAGAAUGUAAAGUUAAUAAACCAAGCGGUAGUUUUGAAUAAUGAUACCUUGUUAGGUAGUAAGAAUCUUACAAACUUGAUUACACCUGAAUCUAAUCUAAUAAGAGAACUCUUGCAGCUCGUACACACUUAUGUCGCUUAGGUAAUAUUAUACGGUCUCACUUAUAGACGUUGCUUAGCGGCUCUUUAUUUAAACACUGAUGUCUCUCUUUCUGUCAUUAUCGAUUUGACACUCAAAUGAAGAAGAGACGGCAUUCACCGGAUAAAUAACGUUUACAAGUUAGGCUGAAAAUGUUUAUGGUUUAAG
This is a messenger RNA of Nymphalis io (European peacock), 6172 nucleotides long. RefSeq names its product nucleolar pre-ribosomal-associated protein 1. The record is from RefSeq and is a predicted model, not a curated record. Gene Ontology annotation, biological process: maturation of LSU-rRNA from tricistronic rRNA transcript (SSU-rRNA, 5.8S rRNA, LSU-rRNA); maturation of 5.8S rRNA from tricistronic rRNA transcript (SSU-rRNA, 5.8S rRNA, LSU-rRNA). The coding region runs from base 59 to 6007 and encodes 1982 amino acids. Lineage: Eukaryota; Metazoa; Arthropoda; Insecta; Lepidoptera; Nymphalidae. The transcript is spliced from 3 exons. Gene Ontology annotation, cellular component: nucleolus.